Messenger RNA from Moneuplotes crassus, 2093 nucleotides. The record is from the annotation of a GenBank genome assembly. Lineage: Eukaryota; Ciliophora; Spirotrichea; Euplotida; Euplotidae.
AUGCAAGAUUUUAUCCAUAAAAAGAAAGGGAAUGAGACUCUAGGUAAUGAAACUAAGUCUAAAGAUGAAGAUAAGCAUCCUCCUAAGUCUGAUCUUUAUGAUCAUAAGAAGAAGGCUCAGAUAGAAAAGAAUAGGACUUCUUAUGAAAAAAUUCCGAUAGUUGAUUGAGUUGACUACUUUCUUGAAAGAAGCAAAACAAACAGAGAUGACUCUCCACCUCUAAAUCCUCAAGAGAUAUCUAGCCUGUUAAUAGACUUUUCUGAGCUCUUUUUAAUUUUCGAAGAACUAAACAAGGAAGAGAUUAGUAAAUUUCUAAAUUGUUCAGAUUAUCUCAUCCAGCAUCUCCUCAACAAAACCUCAAUUUUCAAAAACCAAGGACCCUUAUCCUCACUCAGGAACCCUUCCAGCUCUACUGCAUCGUCAUCUAUCCCUCUUCCGAUGCAUUUAGAAGCUUCUUUGACCCAGAGUAUUUCAAACGCUGAUCAAAAUCCCCCUUCUGAAAUCCCCACUCCUUCUUCAAAAGAGCAGUCCAUUCAAAGGAGAUGCUUAAGGGAAGAGAGAGUGGAUAAGGUAUUAGUAGAGGAGCAUGAGAGGAGGAAUAGGUAUCUUCAGGAGAGAAAUCAUUGCGGAGAUGGCAUCAGACAAGAAGAGGAAGCCUGAGAUGACUCUAACCAAAUGGAUGGUGAUGGAUGCUCUUCUGAUUGUAAGAAAAUUGAGGCAAAUUGGAAGUGAAUUCCUGAUCUUUCUAACUUCGGAGACGUUUGUCAUCUCGACUAUCAGAAUUUAACAACAUCUCCAAGAAUUCAAUGGAUAGCUAGACUGACUCUAGCUUUUAUCAUUAUUUCUAUUUUUAUUGAACUAGUCCAAAUUUUCAUUGAAAAGAGUCCUCUUAAAUUAUACUCUUCUACAGUAAACCAAGUUCAGCUGAUUUUGAUUUUGCUUACUCUGCCAUUUGAGUUACCACUGAGUAUUAUGACCUAUUUAAAGACUCUCUCUCCCUUUCUACUAAGUUCAAAUGGGAUAUUCCUUUUGCCAAACUCAAUCAAACAACUAUUCCAUUACCAACAACACAACAAUGGUAUGUAUGUUGCUGGGUUUCACUCUGGAAGCUCUUUUGUCAAUCUAAAUUUGGUUCUAACAGUUCUUCUUUUGCUGUGAAUUGCUCUCAUGAUGGUAUCUUCAAGGUACGUUCGUUCAAAGCUAAAUGAAUAUCCAAAUAAGCUCCAGGUAAUUAUCAUCAGAACUUUCGAGUUCUUGAUUUAUGAGUUUAUCCCAGCAAUUAUUUCAACCAUUUUUAUGGCUUUGUGACAGUCUUGAUUUUCUGAAAUUAGUAGGUUGAACCAACUAAUAAAUACAAGUGCAUGCUCUCUAGUGUUUGCUAUCCUGUGUUGCUUGUUGAUUAUUGUCAUAGUUGGAGUAUCCUUAACAAACUCUAUCCUCUUUGUGAAUGGUAUCCGCUCUUUCUGAUGACAGAACUUACUGUGUUAUCUCAGAACUUCAAAUAUGGCUGCCUAUCAUCCGUUCCUGUACCUUCUGAGGAGAGCAUUACUAGGUCUAUUAUUAGAAUUCUUUCCAAGAUCAAACGUCUUAAUGUUCAUGUUGGCUUUCCUUCUGAUAAAUUAUCUUCACAAUUUGUAUGUCCUCUUAGAAAAGCCAUUCGUCAGCCAGAUUGAUAAUUUCCAAGAAAUUAUGAAUGGAAUCUUUUACUUAUGCUUUGGAGUAAUGGUCUUAUUUGCCAGCCAGAGAGGAAAGUGGGAUAAUCUAAUCGAGCAUGGACUACUGUACUUAUUUGUAUGCAAUAUUGCUUUAAAUCUCAUUAUUUCUGGUGUUUCAUUAAUUAAAAGUAUAACCAAAAGACUCGGAUUUUGAAGAGAUUUCACACUAAAUUGAAGCAUUCCAAAACCCCAGAUGAAAAAUAGCCCUAGGCUACCUCGAAAAAGGACAUUGGUCAUCAUGAUCGAGCCAAUAAGCGCACCAUUAUCCCCGAGAAUCACUGAUUUCUCCAAAAAGCCGCCUUACCUUAGUUCUGGAGCUCUCCAGAGCCGUAUAUGCUUGGCUGAGAAUAUAGUAUAAACUUUGUAGAUAAUUGCCCC